Nothobranchius furzeri (turquoise killifish) is the source of this 718-nucleotide messenger RNA. NCBI's taxonomy places the organism in Eukaryota, Metazoa, Chordata, Actinopteri, Cyprinodontiformes, Nothobranchiidae. The record is from RefSeq and is a predicted model, not a curated record.
AUGGUUUUGAUCAGGAGGAUUUCCAAGUCUUCUGUUGUGAUGAAGGACAGCUACUCACAGAGCCGUGUCUCUCAGAGGUUUUUGUACGACGACUCGACCAGUUUGUAUCACUGUGGUACACGUUUGGUGGAGGAACCAGACUGGAGUCAAACGUCUCUAAACAGCAGCGGAGUUAGUUUGUAUAACUGUGGGUCACGUCUGGAGGAACCAGACUGGAGAUGUAAAAAGUUAAACUGCUGGAUGAUUUUCUUUGAGCUGAUCUGCAUCAGAGGUUUCUGUUGGGAAGUGAAACAAAGUGAUGCCCGUCCCAUCCUGACGGUGCUGCCUCCCUCCAGUGAGGAGCUGCAGCAGGGGAAGGCCACGCUCAUGUGUCUGGCCAACAAGGGCUUCCCCUCAGACUGGAGUCUGUCCUGGAAGGUGGACGGCAGCAGCAGCAGCUGGGAGGAGGACAGGAGCCCCGUGGUGAUGAAGGACGGCCUCUACAGCUGGAGCAGCACCCUGAGGCUCACUGCAGACCAGUGGAGGAAGGUGGGCUCUGUGACCUGUGAGGCCACCCAGGGUUCCCAGUCUCCAGUCUCAGAGUCACUCAGGAGAGACCAGUGUUCCCAGUACUGAUGGGACUCACUGUGAUGCUGGUUUUACUUUGCUAAUUCUUUCAGUUUGAUUCAUGUGGUUUUUCACCUGCUUAAAUAAAGCUUGUUUUAUAAGCAUUAAACUC